CCCGGCGCAGCCCCAGGCCGCCGAGGGACGGCGGGGCCGGCGCCAUGGCCGAGCGGGGCCGCCUCGGCCUGCCCGGCACGCCCGGAGCGCUCAACACCCCGGUGCCCAUGAACCUGUUCGCCACCUGGGAGGUGGACGGCUCCAGCCCCAGCUGCGUGCCCAGGUUGUGUAGCCUGACCCUGAAGAAACUGGCCGUGCUCCGGGAGCUGGAGAAGGAGCUCCUGUCUGUGGUGAUCGCUGUCAAGAUGCAGGGUUCCAAGCGUGUCCUGAGAUCACAUGAGAUUGUGCUGCCUCCCAGUGGACAGGUGGAGACGGACCUGGCCCUGACCUUCUCUCUGCAGUACCCCCACUUCCUGAAGAGAGAAGGCAACAAGCUCCAGAUCAUGCUGCAGCGCAGGAAGCGGUACAAGAACCGAACCAUCCUGGGCUAUAAGACGUUGGCCGCGGGGUCCAUCAACAUGGCUGAGGUGAUGCAGCACCCCUCCGAGGGUGGCCAGGUGCUGAACCUCUGCAGCAGCAUCAAAGAGGCCUCUGUCAAGGUGGCUGAGAUCUGGAUCGUCUCCCUGUCCAGCCAGCCCAUUGACCAUGAGGAUAGUGCAAUGCAGGCUGGCCCCAAGGCCAAGUCCACAGAUAACUACUCUGAGGAGGAGUAUGAAAGCUUUUCCUCUGAGCAAGAAGCAAGCGAUGAUGCUGUCCAGGGGCAGGAUCUUGAUGAGGAUGACUUUGAUGUGGGAAAACCCAAGAAGCAGCGGCGCUCGAUAGUAAGAACGACGUCCAUGACCAGGCAGCAGAACUUCAAGCAGAAGGUGGUGGCUCUACUGCGCAGGUUUAAAGUGUCGGAGGAGGUCUUAGAUUCGGAGCAGGACCCUGCAGAACAUGUCCCUGAGGUGGAAGAGGACCUGGACCUUCUGUAUGACACGCUGGAUGUGGACAACCCCAGCGACAGUGGCCCUGACAUGGACGAUGAUGACAGCGUCCUUAGCACCCCCAAGCCCAAGCUUAGGCCGUACUUCGAAGGCCUGUCACACUCCAGCUCACAGACAGAGAUAGGGAGUAUCCACAGUGCCCGGAGCCACAGGGAGCCUUCAAGCCCGGCUGAUGUCCCUGAGAAGAUGAGGUCCCUGGGAGGACAGCAGCCAAGCGACAGCAUCUCUGACACGGUAGUCCUUGUUGGUGCAUAUGGCUCCUUUUCGGUCUAUCAGAGUUCGCCAGCCCCCCGGGAGCCAUCAGGGCAACCUGAGGACAGCCCAGAGGCUGAGACCUCUACCCUGGAUGUGUUCACUGAGAAGCUGCCACCCAGCGGAAGAAUCACCAAGACUGAGUCGCUUGUCAUCCCCUCCACCAGCAGGUCAGAGGCAAAGCCAGCCGGCCGCAGGGGCCGGAGCACAUCCCUGAAGGAGCGGCAGCCGGCUCGACCGCAGAACGAGCGAGCCAACAGCCUAGACAAUGAGCGCUGCCCAGACACGAGGAGCCAGCUGCAGAUCCCCAGGAAAACUGUGUAUGACCAACUGAACCACAUCCUUGUUUCUGAUGACCAACUCCCCGAGAACAUCAUUCUCGUCAACACCUCUGACUGGCAGGGACAGUUCCUCUCAGACGUCCUGCAGAAGCACACACUUCCUGUGGUGUGCACGUGUUCCGCUGCUGAUGUGCAGGCCGCCUUCAGCACCAUUGUCUCUCGGAUACAGCGAUACUGCAACUGCAAUUCUCAGCCGCCAACCCCUGUGAAGAUCGCGGUGGCGGGAGCACAGCAUUACCUCAGCGCCAUCCUGCGGCUCUUCGUGGAGCAGCUGUCUCACAAGACGCCUGACUGGCUCGGCUACAUGCGCUUCCUCAUCAUCCCGCUGGGCUCCCACCCUGUGGCCAGGUACCUGGGCUCUGUGGACUACCGCUACAACAACUUCUUCCAGGAUCUGGCCUGGAGAGACCUGUUCAACAAGCUGGAAGCCCAGAGCAAUGUGCAGGACACACCAGACAUCGUGUCACGCAUCACCCAGUACAUCUCAGGGGCCAACUGUGCUCACCAGCUCCCCAUCGCAGAGGCUAUGCUGACCUACAAGCAGAAGAGGAAAAAGCAUUUUCACUUUGACUUUACCCUGAGCCCUGAUGAAGAAUCCUCUCAGAGGUUCAUUCCCUUUGUUGGGGUCGUGAAGGUUGGAAUUGUGGAGCCGUCUUCAGCUACAUCAGGAGACUCUGAUGACGCAGCCCCCUCAGGCUCCAGCGUGCUGUCUUCUACCCCACCAUCUGUGUCUACAUCUCCUGCGGCCAAGGAGGCCUCACCGACCCCACCCUCCUCCCCUUCAGUGAGUGGAGGCCUGUCCUCCCCCAGCCAGGGCAUUGGCGCAGAGCUCAUGGGGCUGCAGGUGGACUACUGGACGGCGGCACAGCCUGCAGACAGGAAGAGAGAUGCCGAGAAGAAGGACCUGCCCACCACCAAAAACACGCUCAAGUGCACUUUCCGGUCCCUCCAGGUCAGCAGGCUGCCCAGCAGUGGAGAGGCUGCAGCCACACCCACCAUGUCCAUGACCGUGGUCACCAAGGAGAAGAACAAGAAGGUGAUGUUUUUGCCCAAGAAAACCAAGGAUAAGGAUGUGGAGUCUAAAAGCCAGUGCAUCGAAGGCAUCAGCCGACUGAUCUGCACAGCUAAGCACCAACAGAACAUGCUUCGGGUCCUCAUCGAUGGCGUGGAAUGCAGCGACGUCAAGUUCUUCCAGCUGGCUGCCCAGUGGUCUUCCCACGUGAAACACUUCCCUAUCUGCAUCUUUGGACACUCCAAGGCCACCUUCUAGUCCCACCCAUGGAAGGGCUGCCACAGGACAAUGGCUGCUCUGCAUCAGCCAUUGCUGGAGAGACAGAUGCGUUUCUGUUAACAGGUGGUUACUACAGAGACAGACUCUUAAAAACACAAAGAAGCGGUCUUAAGUGUGAAUGUGCUCAUAGCCCAGAAACUGUGGGGAAGCUAGCUCUCCACGGGCCACCGAGUAACUGCUCUGCUUAUUAACCAGAAUAUGUGGGCACUAGAAAGGCUAGUGAGGAGGGGGUGAACUGUGGUCUCAUGAACCCCAGAUCCACAAGCAAGAAGUGUUCUUGCCGUUGUGUCCUGUGCUUCCUGAAGUCAGGAUGCUGCUUUCUCGGGGAGUAGGAGAGGGAGUCUAGUGGCCAAAAGCUGGGGGUAAAGGGCAUGUUGGUCUCGUAGCAUGGGAUGUUGACCCCUGACACCCCAGGCGUGGAGCUUUUAUAGUAGCAGAUCUUUCUGAUGCUCUCAACUACAUUUGACGACGUAGCUGCCAAGCAGAUGUCGCUCCUGUGAAGUCCCCUUGGGUGGGGCAGAGCCAGCAAGAGCCACAUACCCACCCCUGCCCCUCAGGCUCCAGUCCCAGAGGCACUGCUAGGCUUCUGCGGAUCCUGCUGCUCAGACAGGUGGUCCUUGCAAAUUUUCCAGUGUCUGUCCUGGAAAUGGGAGACACUGCUGGGGUCCAUCCGAGGCCUGCUCUACCAUGCCCUUCCACCUCUGUUCUGCCUGCUGGACAGGAACGUCCAGGACUGGCUGUGUGGGGUCCGAGUUGAGAAUCAAGGUUGUGAACUGGAAACAGGCAACUAGAGGUGUGCGUGUGCACGAGUGAGUGUGUGUGUGCAUGUGUGUGCUCAGUAGAGCCAGUGAAGGCUCUAGCAGACUGGUCUAACUACAGACACUAUCCAAGGGACUAUCCAAGCCAAGCUCCUCAGGGCCACCUGGACCCCAUUCCUGGAGGCAGUUCCAUCCUCCACCAUCUCCCCACUCAGUGGGAGAGGGAUGUGGUAGCCUACAGCGAGAACCACCCUGACUGUAGUGCCCCCACCAGAGUCAUGAAGGGGUCACUGCCUCAGUCCUCAUUUUCUCAAGAAUCCUUUCUCCCAGGGGUGCCAAUUAGGAGAGUGCCUGCCCCCUUGGAAGCUGUGGCAUUUCCAGACACCCUGGUGGUCAAUUUGGGAGCUCUGUGUUUGGUGUCUUGACAUUGAGAACUUCCUAAGUGUAUGCUCAGAAAAUUGCCAAGAAUGGAGCAGGCUGAGUUUGAGGACUCCUCGCCCUUCCUGGGGUGAAAGAUGGUCACUGUGAUACUUGGAGCUUGAGAGCCUGGCUUACCUACCCCUUGAGUUUCUUCCCAAACCUUGGUAGGAAAGAUUUGCCCAGAAUUCUAGCCUUGAGGCCAUGGGGAAGGGGGCAGGUCAAACUCAUGCCUGAGGGCACCCCUUUCCAGAAGAACUUCCCUUGAUUGGUUCCAGAGGUCUGACUGUAUGUACAAGAGGAGGGUGUGGGCAGAGCCUCUGUCCAGCAGCUGGCCCAAGGCGAAGUCAGUAAAGUGUAGCACCUGAGCACCAUGCACCCACCACCAUAGCAGUGCCCCGUGCCUCAGUUUCCCCAUUGGUUAAAGAGAUGGUCCAUUUUCCUUGCCUACCUCAUGGAGCUGUGAUGAGGACUCAUAGAGAAGCACUUUUGUCCCUUUGAAGGAUGACUAGACAGACAGACGCCAAAGCCCCGACAGGCAGUGCAGUAGCGAGGACAGCAGUGUGUGCAUGCAUCCGGCCUUAGCCCCCUGAGGUUCCUCUGAGGCCUGGCUACACAGCCUGUGUGGAUGGGAAUUUCCACUCCUUCCUGUCAGUUGAGGGCGCUGCCUCUACCUUCAAGUUGGUCCCUGCCACCGCCCCCCACCCCCCAGUACGCAGCUCAGUAUCACUAUGGUGUCAGAGCUGGGAGGGGAGGGGUGGCCCUGGCUCCUGUGCAAUGGCUUGUCCUAGCCUCAUCCCGCGGGCCUCACUUCUGCCUCUGUCCUCCAUCUCAAAUGAAUCCUUAUACAGAUGUCCCGGUAUUUCUGCCCUGAGCCCUGCUGGACCCUCACUUGCUCCCCAAACCCCCACGCCCUCUGGAGACUGCUCUGUCCUGGGGAGGGGCCAGCGGAGGCUGACGACCUUGCGUGAGAAUGACUCCGUCCACUUCUGAAGACUCCAGCGCGCUGUGACUGAUUUCUAGGGUGUGUGUAUGUGUUGCUAGUUUGUUUUUUAAUGGAAAGCAGGAUUCAUGUAAAUAGCUUUUCCGGGAGCAGAUGCUGAUCUGUCCCAUGCGACCAUGUGGACGAUUUCAAGGUGCUGAAGCGACACUAAUAAACUGACGGCGCUCAGGCCGCCCACUGCUGUGA
Molecule: messenger RNA, 5174 nt
Organism: Mesocricetus auratus (golden hamster)
Lineage: Eukaryota; Metazoa; Chordata; Mammalia; Rodentia; Cricetidae
Gene: Pacs2
Product: phosphofurin acidic cluster sorting protein 2
Exons: 25
Coding region: 45-2789 (914 amino acids)
Biological process (GO): protein localization to plasma membrane
Molecular function (GO): transmembrane transporter binding
Source: RefSeq, a predicted model, not a curated record